Molecule: messenger RNA, 1426 nt
Organism: Folsomia candida
Lineage: Eukaryota; Metazoa; Arthropoda; Collembola; Entomobryomorpha; Isotomidae
Gene: sNPF
Exons: 4
Coding region: 204-518 (104 amino acids)
Source: RefSeq, a predicted model, not a curated record
CCAGUCUGCCUCAGUCGGGUGACGAGGAUCCGGCUUCCUAUAAGAGGCCGCUCAAUGUGGCCCUGUCGUCUCAAUUGUAGUUAUCUGGUCGUAUCGUCAACAACAAAUCCAAGGGUCCCAUCAACAGCAUCCACACCCUGUACACACACUUCCUCCAGUCUCAACCUUCCUGACAGUCUUUGAUCCAUUUCGAUUUCGGAACCAUGGAGUACGGAAAAACCAUUCAGAUCAUCGGAGUCGUUCUUUGUGUCCUUCUCGUCGUAACCGAGAUUUAUUCCUUGCCUGCAUACUCGAGUGAGGAUUAUGAUCAAGGGGUGCGAGAAAUGAUGGAGGAGUUGGAGAGGCAGGGGCUCACGGGUCCCAUGGUCGGUCGAGCGUACCAUCCUAAUCACAAUAUGAUGAGAAAGUCGCAACGAUCCAACAACUUGCGUCUUCGGUUUGGAAAGCGAAGUGUCCCUGACGCAGUCCCAAUAAACACCAUGUUCAAGCCACUCGACGACGCCCAAAAAGCGGAAUGAAGUCCAAGAUCUGUCAAUAUUUGACUGGAGCAUUUUUUGGGCGAAGCAAACCAACCCCAAUGAAUGAAUGGCAAAAUGCUUUCGCAAAGGGCAAAUAAACAUUUGUUUUACAUCAUUUAUCUAAUGAGUAAAUAGAUAUCGUUAUUCUCACAAAUGACAAACUCGUACCUUUAGUAAGUAUUUAUCUCUAAUUAAAGUAUACGUGUGAAAAUAUGGGGUGACACUUUGUUUAUUUGUUUAUUAUUUACUUACUUAUUUCACCUGAUGUAAAUACAUAAUUUAUUCAAUUAGCGAAAUUACUUAUGCAACAAUUUUUCAGCCUUGUAGUGACAGCUUGUGGUGCAAAUAAUUUUAUGAAAACGGCUAGAAAAAAAGUAUAUAUCCACUUAAUCCCAACCAGCCUUAGCCGUUUCAUAAUACAUAUAUAUGCAACUUUUAAAUUUCCUAUGUUCCAUCAUAUACAUAACUAGCAUAUUAUUAGCUAAAGGUGUUUUUGUAUUACAUAAAAAAACCCAGUGUCCUAAGUCUGUACGUUACAGUCAGUUGUAUACUAAAAAUAAAAAUUAUAAUGUAUAUAAAUGUAUGUAAAAAAAAUGCAAAUAAUAUAUUCCACACCUCACCACUGCAUGAUCCAUGACCAUCCAUUUUGUGCAAGUAUUAAUCAAAGUCCUAUUACACGAACUAAAAUUUUGGCAAAAAAAGAUUGAAAACAAUUUCUAUUUAUUUUUAUUCGUCUCAUUUUCCCCCAAAAGUUUUCUCGCAUUUUCUCUAUACUAUUGAUGUUAUACAUAUGUAUGUACACAUAUUAUUGUAUCUUAUAUUUUCGUGAAAGUUUCUCUAUGUAGUAAUAGAAUUUUACGUAAUUACAAAAAAUAAAUCUAAAUGUGCCAUGUACACAAUCAAUGAAA